Messenger RNA from Penicillium vulpinum, 504 nucleotides. RefSeq lists its product as uncharacterized. Lineage: Eukaryota; Fungi; Ascomycota; Eurotiomycetes; Eurotiales; Aspergillaceae. The record is from RefSeq and is a predicted model, not a curated record. The transcript has 2 exons. Bases 1 to 504 code for a protein of 167 amino acids.
AUGUCUUGGGACGCCAGGAACCAGGCUCCCAGGGGCAUCAAGGGCAAAGAACGUGACCCUGGACCGGUCUAUGCUGAUCCCAGCGACCUCUCGACAUCGAGCGGGAGCUGCAGAUCAUCACGGGCCGGGUCCCCUAUGAAACUCACCGAGGACACGGGGCACGAACUUGCCGCCCCUGUUGUAGCGCAACAAACCGUGGUGCAAGAAGCACCAUCUACCACUCCUUCCAUGGCUCCUCAGCACGGGGAGAACAAUGACAUGAUGGAACUCAAUGACCAGAUUUUCGACCGUGAACUCGCACAGCUGAACGGUGAGGCUGAGGCAUUUGACGGCUAUAUGGAAUGGGAGCUUGACACGAAUGCCGGAAGUCAGGCAUCAAAUGCCAAACUCUCCUCCAUUCCUGCAAAGACUGCAGUUGAUACCGACAAUGAUUUAUUGAUGCCUCCGAUCCAGGCAUAUAGUGUUCAGACCCUGUCCCAGUGGUCAGUCAGUCGCUCAGUUUAG